Molecule: messenger RNA, 417 nt
Organism: Orbicella faveolata
Lineage: Eukaryota; Metazoa; Cnidaria; Anthozoa; Scleractinia; Merulinidae
Product: uracil phosphoribosyltransferase homolog
Source: RefSeq, a predicted model, not a curated record
AUGCCCGAAUUAGUUGGUUCUAAAGAAGAAAAAGAGACGCGGAGAAAACGCAAAGACUCCAAACCAACUGGAAAAUCUAGUGUUUCCUCAGAAAAUGCUGAACUAACGAAUGGACUCGACCAGCCGCCAGAGGAGAAACCUCCUGUGAGUCACGACUUUGGCCCUCAGCUGAAAAUUAUCAAAAUGAACGACCAAGUUCGAGAACUACAGACAAUUUUGAGAGACAAAGAAACACAGAGAGGAGACUUUGUUUUCUAUGCUGACCGUUUGAUUAGACUUGUUGUUGAAGAGGGCUUGAACCAGCUUCCGUAUGACAACUGCACUGUGAAGACUCCGACAGGAGCAUCUUAUGAGGGGUUAGCUUUUCAGAGAGGAAAUUGUGGUGUCAGCAUUAUGAGAAGUGAGGAGGUGCAGUGA